This is a messenger RNA of Wickerhamiella sorbophila, 675 nucleotides long. Its product is annotated as mRNA export protein mlo3. Gene Ontology annotation, molecular function: mRNA binding. NCBI's taxonomy places the organism in Eukaryota, Fungi, Ascomycota, Dipodascomycetes, Dipodascales, Trichomonascaceae. Bases 1 to 675 code for a protein of 224 amino acids. Gene Ontology annotation, biological process: mRNA export from nucleus. The record is from RefSeq and is a predicted model, not a curated record. The transcript has a single exon. Gene Ontology annotation, cellular component: nucleus.
AUGGAACAGUCGCUUGACGAAAUCAUCGCUGGAAAGCACAGCGAACAGACGGCAAACAAGGGACGCCGCGAGCGUAGAGCACGCGGGAGCCGUGGAGGCAGCGAACGGCGCCGUGGCCCUCGCCGCACGACCGACGACCGUCAGCGUGAGCCUCCUUGUGUCUUGAUCAAGAACCUCCACAAGGACAUCAACGAGGGAGAGCUCCGAGACCUGUUCCGCGAGGUCGGCCCGAUUAGUCGCGUUUCUAUCGACUACGACAAGCAAGACAAGCGCACUGGCCGUGCCUGGGUUCUCUACAACUACGGCGAGGACGCUGCUGUGGCCGCAGGUCGCUUCAACGGCCGCCGGGCCGUCGGACAGAUUAUCACCGUCAAGCAAGUCCGCAGCAUUGGCGACCUCGACAAACCUUCUACUUCUUUACGCGACCGUAUUGGCGGCUCUGCCAAGCCCGAAAAGCGUGGCGGACGCAAGGCCAAGACCGAACGCCCUCGCGGUCCCAAAACCCAAGAAGAGCUCGACGCAGAGCUCGACGCCUACAUGAAUGAUUCCGCCCCGGCUGACCCCGCUCCGGCCGCUGCACCGGCCGCUCCCGCUGCUCCCGCUGCUCCUGAGGCUGCUCCCGAUGCUGCUCCGGCCGCUCCGGCUCCUGAACCCGAAGAUGUUAUGAUCGAGUAA